CACCCAAAGUUCCACCACCACGCCGUGUAGCCUGCAGCCUCCACGUCUGCGAGUUCUCUAGUCGAGGCUUAGAGGAGCGCGUAGGCCGGGAAGGAAAGUCGGAAUUCUUGCGCGGUUCGUGAUCCAGCUGCUGGACUCUCUGCACCGUCGUCUCCUUUACCGCGCCGUGGCUGCUGGGAGCUCGACCAUUCUGAACGCUGCAAGAGAAUGUCGCCAUGGGACGCUAUGCAUUGCCGCUCACAGUUCACACCUCACACAAACAAAAUGAGCUACAGUGUGAGAAAGGAGAUGUGGUGACUCUAAUUGAUGAGCCCUCAGGGGAUUACUGUCAAGCGACUGCGGCAGACGGCAGCUGUGGGACUCGUUCCAUGUCUCAAUCCUGGAACGGACCCGGAGAGGGAGUGGUGCUACAACCCAUGCCUGGUUCCACGGACCAAGUCACAGGUUUGAGGCUGAGAAGAUAUUGGACAGGAACCAAGACGGCCAGUUUCUGAUGAGGACGAGUCAGAGCCACAGAAGGAAUCUAGGCCUUGGCCGUCUCGCACAAAGGGGCAGUCAGUCACUAUCUGAUAGCGAUGGACUUCUCAACACGAAAACUGACCAUCUCUGGCAAACUUUACUUCCCAACUCUUCUCGAGCUAGUCAACUAUUACAUGAGAAAUGAUGAGGAUCUGGGGACAUGUCUACGUGUACCUCGGAUUAGACGCGGUGCCCUGGAAUAUUACGUCGACACUGAGACUUUGAAACACAAGUGGGGUCUUAGUGAGUCUCAUCUCACUCUUGGAACGUCAAUAGGGAAAGGGGAAUUUGGCGAAGUCCUCACUGGCACAUACAAAGGGAUGCAGGUGGCCGUGAAGAGGAUUCACGACGAGAAGAGGAGUGGAGUUGCCGUCACUGCUCUCCUGAGAGAAGCAGCUGUCAUGACGUAAGUCGUCCGCCGAAGCCCGUUACGGGGGGUGUGGCUAGUGUCGUGACCUUUGAACCCUCUGCCCGUAGUCACAUGCACCACAAGAACCUGGUUCAACUGGUUGGACUGGUUUUGAAGGGUUCGACUCUCAAGUGCAUCGUCAUGGAAGUCAUGGGGAAGGGCUCGCUACAGAAGUAUCUCAUUUCCAGAGGUCGAUCGGUUGUGUCACAAGCAGAGCUUCUUGGCUUUUGCAGAGGUGUGUGUGCUGGCAUGAGCUACAUAUCGGCACAGAGAUUUGUGCACAGAGAUCUGGCAGCCAGAAACGUCCUACUCAACAGCAACGGACAGGCUAAGAUUUCCGACUUUGGCAUGGCUCAACGUACAGACAUACACGUACCUCACGAGGGAGGCAAGUUCCCCAUCAAGUGGACCGCUCCCGAGGCCCUGAAAGACAGCAGAUUCUCGAGCAAGUCGGACGUGUGGAGUUUCGGCAUCUUUCUCUGGGAGGCGUUUUCCUACGGCCGAGUGCCCUACCCUUCCAUUGCUGUGGAUGAUGUCCUGGAGCAGAUUGAAGAUGGCUAUGUAAUGGACCCUCCAGAUAACUGCCCCCCGGGCGUCUAUGAGAUAAUGGAGAGAUGCUGGCUGAUGGAGCCAAGGGAGAGAGACCUCGUUUACAGUGUUGGAACAGCUGUUGGCCAAGAACUUUGGUGAAUCAAUCACUCCCCAUGCCAGCCCGCUGCGCCCUCAGGAAAAUGAUGACACUUCCACAGAUUGAAGAGCUGCUAUUGACUGCUGCAGCCGAGCAGGCGUACCGCGACGCUCCCCUCUCUCGCAAGGCAAACAUGUUUGUCAGCAACCUCACCUUCCUCGGUCCCCUCGGUUCGGGGAAGACGAGCCUCCUGCGCAACAUCCAGGGAAAGUCGUUUCGCCUCACGGAACCCCACACCCUCUCAGCGGGGAUUCGCCCACGACUCUAUUUCACCUGUCGAGACCACCUGAUUGGUCGCCAUCCUCGGCCGCUCUCGUGUACGAGGAGGAACUGGUGCGAAUCAUCGUCGACGAUCUUCUCAAACACGUGAAGAGUCUAGCGACGGCGUCGUCCCGGAUCCAGCGUCGUUCUGCACUACGCCCGCCGCCGGCUCGGGCGACGCCGGAACCAGGUUUGGGUCUGAGACGGUGGAUGGAAUGGGAAUGAAAGACGUCCCUCCGCCGCUACCGCCGGUGACCAGGCGUCGCUCGCAAAGCUUCACUGACAAGUUCUGGAACCCGGAUCUCGAGUCUGUGAAAGCCACCUACCGUCUGUCGGGGAGUUUCGAGGUGUUGGGGUCUGAGACUCCGGAGGGAAAGCUUCAGUUGGGGUAUCGGAGUGACCUCGAUGCCGAGAGGGAGACGGCCCCCGUAGGUCAUCGCCAUGGCAGCAGCGGGAGCGGGGGUCACCGAAAGGGGUUCAUGUCGCGGCUCUUCACGGGGAAAGGGAGGGGAGGGAAAUCAGCGCUCCGCAGGCAUAAUUCUGACUCUGUACGCAGCACCCAUUUCACUGGUUUACAGCCUUUGUCCAGCCUCAACGGUCCCAUCGCUGGAGUUCCACCUCCAAUUAAAGCACCUCCUCCAGUCAAGGUGUCCUCCAUUCCUGAAAGACUUCUGGAGAAGAUUCGUGUCGGGAUGAGAGACUGCACCAACAGUACCCUCCCCGUCCAGUUUUUCAGCCGGUUCAUCGACGUACCGGGAGCCAAGGCCUUCCGCGCCGUUCGCUCGCUGUUUGUGACCGACCACUCGCUCUGCGUCCUGGUCUACGACACAUCAAAGAGCCUGGACACGAGAAUAUCUCCACGGGUACACCGGAAGACGUCUAUCCCCUUGGUACGAGCCGAGGCCGCGUCACGCGUUGUAAACGGUGGGGGCAGCCCCGAUGAUUGCAUGGAGGAGAGCCAUUUCGAGCAGAUCAUGGCAGAUUUCAAUAAUCUCGGGCUCCACUGGUCGCACUCGGACGCCGACAUGUCACUGCGAGGCCAACGUGUGAUUCUCGUGGCAACCCACUCCGACAAGGUACCGUCUUCCAUCUCCCACACAAACUUCGACCAGCUCCGCACGGCCAUCAAGAAUUCGCCCUACCACAAGUACGUGGCAAUGAUGAAGUACGUCCUCAGCAGCUCGUCGGUCAUCGAGCGUUCAAACAUGGAGGAUCUGAAGCGCUACAUCAUCGAGAUCACAAAGAAAUCGUGUCGACAGCAAGUCCCGCUGAAAUGGCUUCGUUGCAUCCGCCGCUUCCUCUCGCUGUCUGAGAGAGGAGUCCAUUUCAUCACGCUGCAAGACGCCAAGAAGAUUGUGUCGGAGACGUGUGAUGUCGCCGGCACCGACGAAGUAGACGCAAUUGUUCGUUUUCUUCACAACAACCAGGUGAUUCUCCACUUUGCCCCCGUGCACCAUCUGUGCGAGCUCGUCUUCACGUCCUCCGUGUGGUUCGCCCGGCAGCUCAGCGGGGUGUUCGGAGCGGCCUGGGUCGACGUGUCUUCGGGGGCCGCGGCGGCGCGACUGCAGAGCGAUCAGAACAGGCUCCAGAUGCGCGGAAUCCUCUCUGCCCAGCUCCUGGACCACGUGUGGAAGGGAGAGAGCUCCGCGAACCGCCGUCGACUCCUCGCCAUCCUGCACAAGAUGGAUCUGGUGUGCUGUCUUGGUCCCAACACCCACCCCAUCUCUCCCUCGGCGUCUCCCUCUUCCAUCGCCCAGGAUAUCGGGCAAGGUGGGGUUGGAGGGGUGGACCAACACUCUCACAACGUGGCUCCCGGCAGCGCGAGACCUUCUUCGGCCGAUCACGUCUUCUCAGUUUCGUCGCUUGUGGUUCCCUCUGUCGUCACAGAGCCCAUGCCUCUUCAUCUCCUCCAGAUGCCGACUUUCGACCUUCAACCUCUUCAUUUCCGCUUCAAGGAGGGGUUUGUACCGUACGACGUGUUUCCGCGACUCCUGACUCGUUGCGUCCACUCCUACCCCACCAACUACACCCUCUACAGCAACGCCGCUCUAUUUGAGGUCGACACCUCAACUCUUCUCCUCAUCUCCGAAUCAAAAGGUCGAAUCACUGUCAACCUGUACCAGAGUCGCAGUUCUGCCUCCACUUCCCCUCGCGGGUUCGCCCCUGUUAAUCUAGACGAUGCAGUUCGUCUACCGGAGCCGGCUAACCUGGACACGUGCAUGGCGGUACAAAUGUUCCUCCAGACAGCAAUAAGCGACAUCAUCCAACAGUGGCUACCUCAAAUCGAAUACGAUCUGUGCGUGGAGUGCAUGUGUUCCAGUAAGCCACCCAACGGAGAGGGGGAGGAGGAAGGGGAAGGGGUUCACCACAUGGUGCUGAGUCAGAGCGACAACAUUCUACAGCGAGUGUCGCUCAACUGCGAGAGAGGGACGCAGGUGCUGAUUAGCGUGUCCCUGUACUCGUGGUUUGGCGAGAUUCCUCAUCCUCACUCUCCCGAAGAGAACAGUACAGACUACAUUACGACGGAGGACAUUGAGGUGGUGUGCGUGCAGCUCAAUGCAACCUGGCCUGUCCUCGGUCAGGCGCUCGGCUUCAGUCGCACGGAGCUGGAGCGGAUCGCCAUGGUGUCCAAGACCCAGGUCUCCGCGGCGAGGAAGAUGAUGGAGGAGUGGAAGACGCUGUACAAACAGAACGCCACGUUCUUCGCCCUCCUCGGUGCCUUGGAGAUAAUCCAGAGGAGAGAUAUUGCGGAUGAUUUGGUCGCCGCUAGAAUGUGCGGCAUGGGAAUUGACCUCUAGUCAUCAUCAUCAUCAUUUGGAGAUGUGUAAUUUGUGUGUUUAUGCACCUCUUUUUUUUAAACCAGACACUUGCUGACAUUGUGUUUAAAUGUGAUGUCAGUGUUUGUGUACAAAUAGAAGAUCAUCCGUAAACAGAAUCCGAACAUUCGCUGGAAUUAUUGCAUUCCUG
Geodia barretti is the source of this 4844-nucleotide messenger RNA. The record is from the annotation of a GenBank genome assembly. Lineage: Eukaryota; Metazoa; Porifera; Demospongiae; Tetractinellida; Geodiidae.